GCAUUUCAGAUCUCAUUAUAAACGUUUGACAUUUAGGCAUCAAUGCCCUCUUUGCUGCCUGCUGCGCUGACGUAUGCAUCUGUCGUCACCUAGCUUUUAACUUUGCCGAUUGCAUAUCCUCAUUAAAUAGGUUAUCAAGAGCCUUAGACGACUAUGAUUUGUUUAUAGCUCUUCGAAGACCAACGAUAGUUGUUUAGGCUUCAUAAUAAGUCAAUAUUGUUUAUGUCUAGUCGGUCACGCGAUUGACUUUUAAAGUGCACAUACAGCUAUUUUUAGUUUUUUAUUCUCAAAUAGAUUUUGGAUAAAUAAUACAAAUGCCGUUUACAGAAUUUGAAUAACUUUUUUCGUUUUUGAGUUAUCUUUCGGCAAAGAUGCGAAUAAAACCUAAAUUUCAACGUUUUGUAAAAAAUGUCGAGAGCUCUAAUCCGUGGCAUGGGACUUACUUGUGACGUCAUUUAAGGAACACAGACUGACUACCAAAACAACUUACACUGUUUAUGCAUGUAAACAAACACAAAAAUGCCAGAUCGAUGUGUAGUUUUUGGUUGUUCUAACGUAGCCAGUUCGGAGAAAGGCAUUUCACUUCAUCGCAUACCAUUUUUUAACGACGAAAGAAGCGAAGCUAAGCGUAGGAGAAAGCGAUGGGUCAACUUUGUGAAAGCUACUCGCGAUAAGUUGGUCCCUACAAAGAAUUCCGCAGUUUGCUCGGAACACUUCACGAAAGAUUCGCUUUCUCGGCAAUUCGGCUCGCUUUCUGAAUCAGAAAGUAAUUUUGCACCUCGACUCAUUCAAGACGAAUUCGGAAUCGUUGCUUACCCGAGCAUUUAUCCUCGAAAAGAUGACAAUGAACUUACAACAAGAGAUCGCAGAAUGGUGAGUACGUUAAAAUUAUACAUAUGCAUAUUUACAUUUUACCUGGAAUCUGUGUGAGAGUAUAUUUCAUAAAUAUAUGCCAUUUUAGAUGAAAAGAAUGUGGAUGUCUGAUUAUAAAAGAGAGGUUGAAUCAGAAAAUAUUCUCAGUACAAGUAGCGAACCUCAAGAGCAAAUAGAAGAAAUAACUUGUGAUGAGCCUGUAUUAUCAGAAUGAUCAGCUACUCUUUUCCUGAAAUGUUCUGCAGGCAUAUCCUUGUUGUAACUCACUUCGAAAGCAAUUUGGACAGGGAUAAUGGAGUUCCCCAGGUUAAAAAACAUUAUCCAAAAUUUAUAAAUGGUGAAGCUGUUGUAAGAAAUGUAAAAGUUGCUCAGGAUUUUGGGUAUGUUGAAGAUAUAUAUCAAGUGUUGUGCUCUGCACUCAGUGAUGAGGAAACAUUGAAAAAGCCAAAGGUGAUCUUUGAAUGACUCCAUUGC
Xenia sp. Carnegie-2017 is the source of this 1347-nucleotide messenger RNA. Its product is annotated as THAP domain-containing protein 5-like. Lineage: Eukaryota; Metazoa; Cnidaria; Anthozoa; Malacalcyonacea; Xeniidae. The coding region runs from base 1084 to 1338 and encodes 84 amino acids. The transcript has 3 exons. The record is from RefSeq and is a predicted model, not a curated record.